This is a messenger RNA of Brassica oleracea var. oleracea, 1782 nucleotides long. Its product is annotated as solute carrier family 40 member 2. The coding region runs from base 225 to 1733 and encodes 502 amino acids. The transcript is spliced from 8 exons. Gene Ontology annotation, molecular function: iron ion transmembrane transporter activity. NCBI's taxonomy places the organism in Eukaryota, Viridiplantae, Streptophyta, Magnoliopsida, Brassicales, Brassicaceae. Gene Ontology annotation, biological process: iron ion transmembrane transport. Gene Ontology annotation, cellular component: membrane. The record is from RefSeq and is a predicted model, not a curated record.
AUAUUAUUUAGUAUUGAUGAUAUAGAUCGGAUCAUCGUUGAAGCCAAAAAUCGAAGAAAAUAUUCGGAGUGGCUUAAUAACACACAGGUGCCCUUAAAAUUCUCUCCGUCUCGAUCUGCUCUGACUUCCACGACUUUGAUUUGGUGAUUCGAUCAUUCAUCCUCCAAGCUCGUGUGCCGGAUUCAAUUAAAAUUCGGAGGUAAUAAUCAAAUCAUUCGGACGAAAUGGAGGAGACAGAAACUAGGGUUUUCCUAUCAAGCGAACAACAUCAAGAAGAAGAAGAGCCACUGUUACCACGUUCCAUGGUGAUCUCUCUCUAUCUCGGCUAUUUUCUUGCUCGAUGGGGUGCCAGAACUUGGGAAUUCUCUGUUGCUCUUUACAUGAUUUACCUCUGGCCAAACUCUCUGUUCCUCACUGCCAUGUACGGUGCUGUAGAAUCAGGCUCUACCGCCAUUUUCGGUCCCAUUGUAGGCCAAAUGAUAGAUGGAAUGAGCUACGUUAAAGUCCUUAGACUCUGGCUUGUUACUCAAAACCUCUCCUUCAUUGUUGCUGGUGGUUCAGUCAUUGCUUUGCUUCUAGUUCCUGAUCUCAAGUCUCAAAACUUUCCGGUUUUCGCAACACUAGUCGUGUUGACAAACCUUUCUGGUGCCAUUGGUGUACUCUCGACUCUUGCAGGCACCAUUUUGAUCGAACGAGACUGGGUUGUGGUUAUGUCGGAAGGUCAUUCACCGGCUGUUUUAACAAGAAUGAAUUCUGUUAUUAGAGGAAUUGACUUGAGCUCAAAGCUACUGUCUCCGGUUAUCACCGGUUUGAUCAUUAGCUUUGUCUCUCUAGAAGCAUCAGCGGUCACGUUUGCGGCUUGGGCUACUAUAACCGUGUGGAUCGAAUAUUGGCUCUUUAUAUCUGUAUAUAACGGUGUUCCUGCGAUAUUACAAAGCGAUGAGAGAAGGAGUUUAAGGUUGUCGUCUCAAACAGAUACUGCAUCUCAGUAUUAUGUUCCUCUUUUAACCGAUGAGAACACACAAAGUAGAAGUGGAAACAUGAGGAUUAUUGAGAGAAUCUCUGAGUCUUCUUUUGUUAAUGCGUGGAGGAAUUAUCUUAAUCAAGAUAUUGUGCUUCCUGGAGUUGCUUUAGCUCUAUUGUUCUUCACUGUCCUCAGCUUUGGAACAUUGAUGACGGCAACGUUGGAGUGGAAAGGAAUACCUACUUAUAUCAUUGGUAUAGGCAGAGGAAUCAGCGCUGGUGUUGGACUAACUGCUACAGUCGUGUACCCUCUCUUGCUGUUCCGUCUCUCACCACUCAGAACUGGACUCUGGUCCUUCUGGUCUCAGUGGACCUGUCUUUUGGUCUGUGUUGGAUCGAUUUGGGUUGAAAAGGAGAAAAUAGCAUCAUACAUGCUCAUGGCUGGAGUUGCUGCUUCUAGGCUUGGCCUGUGGAUGUUCGAUCUAGCAGUAAUCCAACAAAUGCAGGAUCUUGUCCCGGAAUCGGACCGUUGUGUGGUUGGUGGUGUACAGAACUCGUUGCAAGCGGCUCUCGACUUGAUGGCUAAUCUUUUAGGUAUCAUUGUAUCUAAUCCUAAGGACUUCUGGAUAUUGACGUUGAUCUCAUUUGCUACGGUUUCGCUAGCCGGAGUUCUCUAUACAGUUCAUCUCUACCGUAUCCGAAAACAUAUAUUUCACUUGGAGAAGAUUCCACUAUUGAACAACUUUUUCAUUCGUAAUUAUUCAACUUAAUUCCUACUUUCUUCUCGUAAUUAUAUGUAACUAUGUAACGUUUAAAGAA